GUGCGUUUGCGUCACUACAAGCGAAGGAAGUCCGUCUCCAGGAUACAGAGGGAAGCGGUGGUCUUUGGGGUGACAGAUGCGACACACGUGUUGUGGAAAUCUACAUCUUUAGUCCCAGCUGCCCUGACACUGACUGACAGAAACGUAGCUGCCAAUUCAUGCCAACGGCCUCUCCGACCACCGCCACACAUUCAUUCAUAUUUAUAUACCUGUGUGGGAGACACUGGAGGCAAGGUGGGUGAAGUGUCUUGCCCAAGGACGCAACGGCAGGGUGACUGAGAUGGAUGGAAGGAGCGAGGUUUGAACCCCCUACCCUCCAAUGACUUCCUGAGCCACUGUCACCCAAGUGUUAAGUGAUGCAACGAGUGCAGUGUCUUCACCUGAAACAUGUCCUGCAAACUGUAUGCGCGCUGGAAGCUGUCGUCCUCCGCACCUUCGGUCCAGAGGGAGGACAGGUGCUGUUCACCCGAGACACUGGACAAGUAAUGUUGAGCCGUAGCGGAACACAAAUUCUCACAGCGCUUAGACUGGAGCACCCACUAGCUCGGAUGGUGGUGGAGUGUAUCUGGAAGCACACUAGGAAAACGGGGGAUGGAUCAAAGUCCUUUAUCCUCCUGGUGGCAUCAUUAUUACGGACCAUUCAUAGUGCAGCUUCGAAGGAGCCAAUUGUAUCAUGCAAUUCUAAUUCUCGGGCGGCUGCGGAGUCCACCACUGCCAGGCACUUGGCUGACAAAAUGCUGGGGUUCACAACGGAGAAACUGGAGGAUCUCAUCACUGUUGCAUUGGCUCCUUAUGGAGUCCGUCUUUUGGUGAAUAAUUUAUCUGCAAAUGCACUGACAGACUAUGACAACCUUCAGAAGCUGCUAGUAUCUUUCUUUUGUACGCGCUUGGGUUGUACCCACUGUGACUUAAUGAGUGAACUCAUUUGCAAACUGCUCAUUAGCUGGAAAUGUUUUACUUUCUCAUCACUCCGGUUUCUAAAUGACAACUUCCCUGCCCUGCAUACGGCUGUGUUAGGCUUUCCUGUUAGUUGUUCACGUUUGAUUGCAGGACAAGUCAUCCACAGGGACUUUGCAACACCACACCGGAACAUUCACCAGCACCCAGUUAAGGCGGUUGUUUUUACCAUAUCCCUGCAACCAAAAUUGCUUAAUGCAGAAGAUGUACUCGAGCUCGAGACACGAAUGAUGGAGGACCACGGCGAUCGUCCUGACAGGAGUAUUUUGCACUUUAGCGCCUGGGCUGAAAGCUCAUUGGAGUGUAUUUUUGCAAGCCUUCAGACUUUUGAAGUCUCUGUUCUCCUGUCUUCAGUGAAACAGUCGGAUGCCGCCCUGGCUUUAGCUACACAAGCAGAGAUGUGUGUUGUGGAGUGUGUCAGUGAAGAUGAGCUGGCUCUCUUUAUACACCUGAGUGGUGCCUCACCUGUCUCAGACUGCCGAGGGAUUCAACCAGAGCAUGUUGCAUCUUUGACCUUUUGCCAGCCAAUACUUUUGGGAGCACAUAGGUAUGUUCAUGUGGAUUUCCCUGAUUCCAAGGAAGACAUGGCCAAACCAAGUACUGUUGUCAUCUGUGGCCUAGGUGAAGGGCAAACAAAUCAAUAUGCACGUGCGAUUGAGGAUGUUAUCCGCAUGCUGCGUACAACAUGGGAGCCCUUGGAUGCAACUACAAUAUCUGUACAAUCAGGCAAAUCUCCAUCUUCAAUUCUACCAGGCUGUGUCUUACCUACUGGUGGAACCUUUGAGUUUCUCUUACAUCACGCACUCUUACAAUACGGCAAAACUCAGGAGAUUUCUAAUCCCACAGAUACAGAUGUCCCCCUUGUAUGCCAGCUCUUGGCUGAUGCUUUACUGUGUCUUCCUCGACAUAUUUACUCUGACAAUCUAAGAUGUUUUCUGCAGGUUCAAACAAGAGUCUGUAGUUUUGAUCCUUACGAACCGGACAGACUCCUUUGCAUGCCAGAGUUCAGCCAAGCACAAGAAGAGCCAUGUAUGUAUUCUUCAUCAUCAAACAAUUUAAAAAUGUUAUCUGGACUCGAAUCUGUCUCCUGCAAAUACCAUCUAAUUAUGGCUGUGCUGCAGUGUGUCAAAAGUCUCCUCCGAGUGGACACUGUGCUGCACGUGUCCUCUGACUUUAAUUCAAAACCAGCCAGACCCACAUAUUCCUCAGAUGAUGAAGACUAAGGUCUGAAAAGUGUUUACUCAGGUACCAUUUUGAAUAUUUGGCACUUUAAACAGUUUAAUAUUUCAUCUUUGUUUGUCACAGAAAUAUUUGUAAGUACAUUUAUUUGAAGGGUCUUUAGAAUUUUUCCUCAUGUACUGUUUUUGCAAAGCUGCAGAGAAUACCAGGCAUCCAUUAGGGACUUGUUUUAAUAUGUAUGGGUUUUUUUCCCCUCAUACUUACUCAUACUAUAUUGACAAUAGUGAAUAUAACAAACACAUUAUCAUGUAUAUUUUCUUUCACUGUAUUAUAGGCUCUAUAAUUCACUGAGUAGAUCUUUGUCGUGUUCCUUUGUAUCAUUUUUGGAAUAAAUAAAUCCACUCGAGAAUCACUCUAGCCAACUUCUCACUGAAUUUCUCUUGAGGCGCAUUUUUUUAAGUUGCUGAAACUACACUUUUCUGAUCCGGGAGGUGGGGGAAACCUACUACACAUUAAUCAGGGGUCCCGGCAGGACCCAAAGAUGGCAAAAAAACCCACUUUUCCGACGGGUCAAUUUUCUGCCUUUUGCGCCAGGUACUAUUGUGAAAUCGCAUUUGUUCAAGUUGCUGAAACUACACUUUUUUAAUCCGGGAGGUGAGGGAACCCUACCACACAUUCAUCUGAGGUCCCGACAGGACCCAAAGUUGGCAAAAAAAAACGCCACUUUUCAGACCAGCCAAUUUUCAG
Messenger RNA from Dunckerocampus dactyliophorus (ringed pipefish), 2883 nucleotides. It is a transcript of the gene bbs10, whose product is annotated as Bardet-Biedl syndrome 10. The record is from RefSeq and is a predicted model, not a curated record. The transcript has 4 exons. NCBI's taxonomy places the organism in Eukaryota, Metazoa, Chordata, Actinopteri, Syngnathiformes, Syngnathidae. Gene Ontology annotation, molecular function: ATP-dependent protein folding chaperone; ATP binding. The coding region runs from base 357 to 2180 and encodes 607 amino acids. Gene Ontology annotation, biological process: chaperone-mediated protein complex assembly.